Cadophora gregata is the source of this 3938-nucleotide messenger RNA. RefSeq lists its product as uncharacterized. The transcript has 3 exons. Gene Ontology annotation, molecular function: ATP-dependent chromatin remodeler activity; ATP binding. Lineage: Eukaryota; Fungi; Ascomycota; Leotiomycetes; Helotiales; Ploettnerulaceae. Bases 1 to 3570 code for a protein of 1189 amino acids. The record is from RefSeq and is a predicted model, not a curated record.
AUGACGUCUUGGAAUGAUACAAAUGGCGCCUCGCAAUACUACGAAUAUUCACCGUCAAGCUCGUCCUCAAACGCUGCACAGGGACUUGGGUCGACGGGAAGUGGAAAUGUAACUUCACAACAGCCUCGCCUCCAUGCAGCCGCGCACAACAUGAUGCCGUCGCAGCCUCGUAACAACAAUGGCUCUUCAAAUGGCGACAGUCCCGCUCGUCCGUCGUCGAAUAUACCUCCUGUAAAGGCAAAUGGCACUCCUGCUUUCCCCUCGCCACCGCAGAGAAAUGGUUGGAAUCCCAAUGCGCUCUUGAAUCCUCGAGGCUACAACUCCACACCUUCUGCUCGCCCUCCCUCACAGAACAACUUCUCGAAUAAUGCUACACAUCAACCAAGUCAGAUGUUUCAGUUCGAUAGUCCCAGUGGUGAGCAGCAGAUCUACCAGUCACCACCUGUUCAGCUCAAUAACAACCGGCUCCCACAAAAUGGGGCCAACGGCGGCUUUUCGGCUUAUGCCAAUGGCAAUAGUACAAAUGGUAUGGGAGGUAUGGGAAAUAUGCUGGAGCGAAUCCAUGGCGUCACCGACCGGAGCAUGGUUCCUCAGAAGCGCAGAAAGAUGAAUGAUGAGCAAGACAACCAAAGGAAGGCAGAGUUCAGUGGUGGCGGCGGGAAAGGUGGGCCUAUUGGGGAAUAUAUGAGAGAAAAGCGGAAGGAAGGUCAACGGGAAGGCAUGGCAAAUGGUACUACUGUACCUGUCAGUAUCGAUGACGACGAGGAAGUCCAGAUUGUUGCAGACAGUGGAGACAAGGAGGUUUGCUAUGGUCGAAUUGAGGGCGUUCAGAUCAAUGCUUUCAAGGUCCCAACUCCAAAGCAAGGAGCGAGGGCAGUUAGUGAUGCAUUUUGGCCACAGGUCAAGAUUGUGCUGAGACGAAGAUUUGGAGACAAAACGACAAUUAUCCACGCUGUUGACGGUACGAGAGAAAUUAUUGGCUGCGUGGAUGUGAGCACAUCUAUAGGAUUGACCCCUAUUCUUGACUCGAAAUAUGGCAUUCGAACAUCAGCAAGAAUUCUUACUCGACAGAAAAAGCCAGGAGACUUAGAACCAGGAACAACAGGCAUAUCCCGUAAAUACGAUCUUGAUCUGGUUCUCUAUGGAGCGAAGAAGUGGGCACUUGCGAUUGGCAAGCACCUUUCGCAGAAACAGUUAUGGCUUCGGACUCCCUUGUUCGUUGAUGCAGGCAUCGAGCUUCACAAUCCUCAUACUAUUCAAAGACCACCACAACCUCCUCCUCGGCAAAUGAUGUCUUACGGAUCCCGUCAAGCAGUCACGCGAACGACUGAGGAGAUGAAGAACGAUAUUGUGGACAUGUUCGAUUCCCUGGAGCGGUCCGAGAACCUGCCUGAAAUGGACCCAGAUCCUCGCAUUACUACCGAACUUCUCCGCCAUCAAAAGCAAGGCCUUUCCUUUAUGACGAAUAAGGAAAAGGAACGUGUCUUUGGCGCAGACGAGAAAGGCAACAGUUCUCUUUGGCGUUUGAACAUCUCUGCCAGAGGGGAACGAAGCUAUUACAAUGUCAUCACUGGCCAAGAAGAGAGCCAGAGUCCGCCACAGGUUCUGGGAGGCAUCUUAGCUGAUAUGAUGGGCCUGGGCAAGACCCUCCAGAUCAUUAGCUUGGUUGUCCAGACCCUUGACAACGAAGCUCUGGAAUGGUCUAAGCAGACGCCAUGCUCCUCACAGGACAAUAGAGACUUGUGUCCUGUGCGAAAGGGAAAGAAUAAGGUACCUCUGCCCAAACUCGAGCAUGUACCUCUCACUCUUAAUUGCAAAACUACCCUUCUCGUCUCUCCUCUGAGUACCAUCGCAAACUGGGAGGAACAAAUGAAGCAACACGUCAAGCCGGGGACCUUGAAUUACUACGUGUAUCACGGUGCCAACCGGAUUAAGGAUGUCCAGAAACUUGCCGAGUUCGAUAUCGUAAUUACUACUUACGGAUCCGUCGCCACGGAAUUUAGCAAUCGAAGUAAGAAGAAGCCAGGCGUCUACCCCUUGGAGGAGAUGAACUGGUUCAGAAUCGUGCUCGAUGAGGCACAUAUGAUUCGGGAGCAGUCAACCCAGCAAUCGAAGUCAAUCUGCCGACUGUCAGCCAAUCGAAGAUGGGCUGUCACAGGAACUCCUGUCCAGAAUAGACUUGAGGAUUUGGGUGCACUAAUGACAUUUCUUCGCAUUAAACCAUUCGAUGAGAAAGGCGGAUUUGCUCAGUACAUUAUGUCACCUUUCAAGAUGUGUGACCCAGAUAUCAUCCCUAAGCUCAGACUGCUUGUGGACAGCAUCACACUCCGACGGCUAAAAGACCGAAUCGAUCUACCACCACGUCAUGAUCAACUUGUGAAGCUCGAUUUUAAUUCAGAGGAACGCGCCAUUUACGAGAUAUUUGCCAAGAAUGCCAACGACCGGAUCAAAGUCAUUGUUGGUCAACGCGAGAAAUCAUUGAGUGGCAAAUCCUACGUGCAUAUUUUGCAAUCCAUUCUUCGUCUCCGACUUAUCUGUGCCCAUGGCAGGGACUUGCUAGGCGAGGAAGAUCUAAAGGUUAUGAAUGGUUUGAGCAAAGACUCUGCAAUAGAUCUUGACAGUGACGACGAAGACGAUCGGCCAGCCCUAUCUGCAACAAAGGCCUACGAGAUGUACAACUUGAUGAGGGAGACGAACGCCGAUAUAUGCCUAGCGUGUAGCCGCAAGAUCGGACCUAAUGAUGUUGAAGCAGAUGGCGACGCCAAGGACGAGAUCGUUGGCCAUAUGACGCCUUGCUUCCACAUCAUAUGCAACACCUGCAUUGAUAGGUAUAAGGCUGACAUGGAAGAUCUUGCUCGAGGACAAUCGCAGUUCAAUUGCCCUAUCUGUCAGCAACUAAUCAAGCUCUCUUACUUUGAGCUUCGUCAGGGUGGACUGGAUGAUCAAGAGGCAUCUCGGAUCAAGACGAAGGAGAAUGCAAAGCAUGGAAAGCAUCUCGACGGCUACAGUGGUCCACACACUAAGACGAAGGCGUUACUACACGACCUGCUAGUCUCUCACGAAGAAUCUUUGGCGAUGCCUAACGAGCCUCCGAUCAAGAGUGUGGUGUUUUCUGGAUGGACCGCUCAUCUUGACUUAAUCCAGCAUGCUCUCGCCGAAAAUGGCAUCACCUUCACUCGCCUCGAUGGUAAAAUGUCCCGUACAGCACGUGGAGCGGCUCUGGAUGCCUUCCGCGAUGACCCUUCUAUCCAUGUCAUUCUCGUCUCCAUUAUGGCUGGAGGACUUGGACUCAAUCUGACAACAGCAAGCAAAGUCUACGUCAUGGAGCCCCAAUAUAAUCCCGCUGCCGAAGCCCAAGCUGUCGACCGAGUUCACCGUCUAGGUCAGAAGCGAGAGGUAACCACGGUGCGGUACAUAAUGAACGACAGUUUCGAGGAGAAGAUGCUGGAUCUCCAGGAAAAGAAGAAAAAGCUCGCCAGCCUGAGCAUGGACUCCGAGGGUCGGGGACGUAUCGAUAAAGCCGAGGCUGCACGAAAACGUUUGGAGGAUUUGAGGAGUCUGUUUAAGUAACGCGUGCAUGCGAGUCGUGCAUCGGUUUUCUGUAUUCUAGAUUCAUUCUGCUUUGCGCUGGUUUCGUUUUCUUUCAUACUUGCUUGGCACAGCCUUCUAUUUGGUUUGGGGCAUCUGAUUGAGGGCAUGCAAGGCGUUUGAGCGGAAAGGCAUGCAUACAUAGAUGGGAUAUCAUAUCAUGACAUGGACGUGGCGUUUUUGUGGCAUAUAUCCUCUGGGGCGCAUCGAUCAAUUUGGAGACGUUGGUCAACAACUGCACUGAAGGCAGCAAGCAAACAAGUGAGCAUUCAAGGAAUGGUUGCAUUAGAUAUAGAGAGAUAAAGGAGUAAUUCUAGAAUCUAUCUUGCCACAAUUUAAACCUGUACGAG